Molecule: messenger RNA, 2394 nt
Organism: Ilex paraguariensis (yerba mate)
Lineage: Eukaryota; Viridiplantae; Streptophyta; Magnoliopsida; Aquifoliales; Aquifoliaceae
Source: the annotation of a GenBank genome assembly
GCAGGUCCCUUUUUCUCUCUCUCCUGUUCAGAUCUCCAUUCCACACUUCCCCCUCCCCAUGGAGCAAUCCCCAACCGCUCCGCCACCACUCUCCGCGACUGCCGCAACCACGGUGGCGACAGUGCCACCACCACCGCCAGCCAAUCUAGCCUACCCAGAUUCAGUAGACUCCUCUCCACGAUCUCGAAACACCGAUUCAUGGGAUGAGCCACCCUACCCUGCUACUGGUGCAUUGACUGGUGGUCCUCCCUCUUUGAAGCUCCGCCUCAUGUGCAGCUAUGGCGGCCACAUAGUGCCCCGCCCACACGACAAGUCCCUAUGCUACGUCGGCGGCGACACCCGAAUUAUCGUCGUGGACCGCCACACCUCUCUCUCUGACCUCACCCACCGCCUCUCCAAAACCCUACUCGACGGCGGAUUAUUUACCCUCAAAUACCAGCUUCCCAACGAAGACCUCGACUCUCUUAUCUCCAUCACCACUGAUGAAGACCUCGAGAACAUGAUCGAUGAAUAUGAUCGCCUCAACACCACGACCAACACCCAGAAAUCCUCUCGUCUUCGCCUUUUUCUUUUUCCGAUAAAUCCCGAAUCGGCGUCUUCAAUUGGGUCACUUCUUGAAAAUUCUACGAAGUCCGAUGACUGGUUUUUGAAUGCCCUAAAUGGGAAUACAAGAGGGCUUUCAGAAUCUUCGUCGGUGAAUUGUUUACUGGGUCUGGAUGAAGAAAUUGGGGCCGGAAAUAGUGCUGAUUUAUCUCAGAAAGAUGUGGAGAUACAAGCGGAAAAUUUUGUACCUGUGAAGGGUGUGAAUGGUGGAAGUGGUAAGAAUGCUGCUCAGGAUGUUCAGUCGGUGACCGAUUCGCCGAUGCUGGAAACGAUGUCAUCUUUUGGGUCUACUUCUUCGCCGCCGGCGCUUGCGAAUUUACCGCCGAUCAGGGUUCAUGUGGAGGAUAGGAAAGUGGGAAUUGAGGAACAGUUUUCGAACAUUAGUGUUGAGAAGAAGCAAGAUGAUGGGGGUUUUAUGGUUCUGGCUUCGCCGCCCACUGUUUUCACUAGUGCUGCUGCGGCGGUGACGGCUCUUUCUGGUGUGCCGGCGGGUUCUGGGGCGGCGAUCGGGGAGUACCCGAAUCGGGUUUUCUCUGAUGAUGAAAGAUCAGAGCGAGGGAUGCCGGUUGGGUAUCAGAAGCCACCACAAUCACAAUCACUUGCAGAGCCGCAGCCUCAGUCACAGCCACAAACACAAUUGCAGCAGAAACCGGCUGGCAGUGUUCUUGAUUUGCCUUCCCCAGAUUCGGUUUCAAGUGAUGGUAGUUUAACAAACCCAUUGUCUCGCCAAAAACCUAGUCUUUAUCAAGACCCUGUUGUCCAAAUUCCAUCUGGAAACACUAGGAUUUCUGGUCACUCUGUUGAUCCAAACACCCAGGUUCAGUAUCAACAAGCACCAGAUUCUGGAUAUGUUUUGCCAGUCCAGUUUGAUCAACAACAUCCACAGUUACACCAACAACAAUUCAUUCAUGCUGGUUCACAGUAUAUUCAUCAUCAACCUGCUGGGGCAGUGCCUAUUACAUACUAUCCCGUAUAUCCUUCCCAGCAGCAACACCAUCCUCAGUUUUCUGCACAUGAUACGCAAUAUCAGAUGUUCUAUGUGCCUGCCAGGCAGGCCCAAGCUUAUAACUUCCCUGUGCAGCAACCAAGUUAUGGUGAAACUGUCAAUGUAGCCCCUUCUGGCCGUCCUCAAACCCUUCCCCCUGCUGCCAUGGCUCCUAGUCAUAUUCCUGCAUCUUUCAAUACAGCUAGCAAUGUUCCGGCUUCUAAAUCUGAAAUGGAGGCGGGUAUGUACAGAACAGUAAAUGCAGGAGCUCCAUCAUUUAUUCAGGUUUCUUCUAAUCAGAAUCAGCCUCAAUAUGUUGGCUUCUCUCAGAUUCAUCAUCCAUCACAGUCUGUUGCCCCUACUUCAGCUGCUACAGCUAAUUAUACUUAUGAAUAUGCUGAUCCUACACAUGCUCAAAUAUACUACAAUCAGCCUCUGCCACACCAAUACCAAACUAUGACAUCAUCCCCUGCAAUGGUGCUACCUGAAGCUUCUGGUCAGCUUCCUACAGAGAAUGUCAACCAACAAAUCAGAAUGUAACCGUAAUAAGAGGUGAGUUGGGUAAGAAGAAACAAUUUUGCAACGAUGGUAUUGAUUUAUCUUUGUAGUUUCUAUUACAGUGUCUGUCUUGUUAUCGUUAUUGGUUUGUGUUAGGUAUUUGUGAUGGUUAAUAAAAAAUGGGGCCUUCUUUUUCUUCUUUAUUCUCUAUGGUUUAUUGUUGUUAGGGUCUGUGAAAAUGAAAGUGGUCUGGGGUCAUACUGUAAAAGCUCAAACUCAUACUUUUACCUGUUCAAGUCUAUAUAUCA